AUGAAACCAAAAGCACGACGAAAUAAGGGACAAAAAAUCGAGACGGGAAUGAUCGGGUACACUCCAGAUACUCCACAACGCACACAAGACUAUCGCCAAAAUGACCGCCAACCCCCACAAGAAGAAGCUCAACAACAAGACCGUCAGGGAUACCAAGACCGUCCACGACAACAACCGUAUCAGAAGAGGACAAAUCAUUCGGACCAUCGCGAGAAGUUUGCGAAGUUUGAUCAAAAGGAACGCCCUGGUGACCGACAAGACAAGAAAUAUCCCAAUCGUUAUGGGAUCACUCAAGAGAAGAGAGAAGAGAUCAAAAAAGUCAACGAAGAGUUGAGAAAGAAACAUCCGACACUCUUGCCGACGGGGUUAGCUCACGAAUUCUUUAUAGACUCUCCGCAAUGCAACCCGCCCCAUCCAAAGUACAUGACCGACCAAGAAGUCAAGAACACCAUAUACUCGGCUUUUGAGAACAUCCGAUCGUUCUUUGCUUAUAAAGAACAGUACUACGAAAUCUCUUAUAAAAUGUCGCACGGUGCAGAACAGGAGGGGAGUAUCGUGUCCUUCUUUUCGCAUUUACAUAAGUCGUUGGAUGACUGUGUGAACAGGUAUUACCCACAUUCACAUCGAUACCCAAUCGAGUUGGUCUCUGUGAGCACGUCUAAAACGACUUCGAUGAGUCAGUUGCAGUUGUCUAAUGGGAGCGAGAGUGACUUCAUGUUUAAAGGCGCAUUACCACAGUUCGACUCUGCAUUCAGACUUGAGGAGAUGUUAUUGAACGCAGUCUUAUUUAAUGAUAUCAGACAAUUGGAAAUGGUUAAUAAGGACAAUGCACAAUAUAUGAGUCCCGAAGUGUCGCAAGUCUUAACGACAAAGAAGACCAAAUUGAGUAAAGCUGUUGCGGAGAUGAUGAUCAAUAAUAUGGUGGAAGUCUUUAGGAGAGAAAAGGGACUUCGGUUUGUGAAGAGAAUUUUCAGCUUACUCCCAGACGAUUUAAAGGCACAAGUGGCUGGUACGGUAGUUGGCCAACUUGCAGUGUUGUUCCAAAUGGAUAAUACGUAUCCUAAAGAGCGUUUGGAUGUCUUCACAGAGAUUGGGACAUACAUCUCUGAAGUCAAUGAUGUCAUACAAGUCUCCGAGUAUAUUGGGAACUUGUUAGAAAUGUUCGGGGAGUGUGGGAAACAGUUGCUUGGAGAAGACUAUUUCGAGAUCAUCAAAGGCAUUCUACAGAACCAAACACUCAAAAAUGAAGAACCGGAUUUGUACCAGGAGUUCUUAGAAGGAUGUUGUGGAGUGUUGGAGGAGCACACGGGCGAACUUUCGAAGGCCGUUGUAGACUUUAUUGAGAAGAUGAAAGUUUAA
Messenger RNA from Entamoeba invadens IP1, 1359 nucleotides. RefSeq lists its product as hypothetical. NCBI's taxonomy places the organism in Eukaryota, Evosea, Mastigamoebida, Endamoebidae. Bases 1 to 1359 code for a protein of 452 amino acids. The record is from RefSeq and is a predicted model, not a curated record. The transcript has a single exon.